AUGCGCUCUCUGCUCACCAUGCAGUCCCUGCCUCUGCUUCUCCUGCUGCUGCAGCCACUUCCAUUGAAAGUUCUAAUGCUACCUAAAUAUUCAGAAUUCUCAGAGGAGACGGAAGAAAAAUUUGAAGAUUAUCUGGCCGAACUACAUGUUACAGGUCCUACCAAACCACCUACCGAAGAAGAUUUCCAAAAGCAUUUCAUAGCUAGGCCUGGAAGGCAAAUUGAUUUUGCCUACUGUGGUUUAGAAACUAUGGUCAAAAAUGUGCACAUCGGGUAUCAGUGUAAGGAAGAACAUUUCUUCCUCCUAGCAACAUAUAACGAGGUGCUAAGUGCCUGUAGCAACAUGUAUGUACCAUGUAAAAAUGGAGUUAAGAAAUGUCACAGGGUCAACAAAGAAAUAGUAGGAGUGUACUGUAAGUUAAUAACGGGAACUGUGAUAACAGGCUGUGUAUACAACUCUGUUGAGAAGCAUGGACAUGCCCUUAUUACUUGUGGAUGGCAAGAUGAUAUCGGAAAAAUUAUUCCUAAUGACGUAAAUGAUAUUUUGGAAAUAUCUAGAAAGUAG
Miniopterus natalensis is the source of this 564-nucleotide messenger RNA. It is a transcript of the gene RNASE9, whose product is annotated as ribonuclease A family member 9 (inactive). Gene Ontology annotation, biological process: defense response to Gram-positive bacterium. Gene Ontology annotation, molecular function: nucleic acid binding. NCBI's taxonomy places the organism in Eukaryota, Metazoa, Chordata, Mammalia, Chiroptera, Miniopteridae. The record is from RefSeq and is a predicted model, not a curated record.